This is a messenger RNA of Triplophysa dalaica, 1846 nucleotides long. It is a transcript of the gene omgb, whose product is annotated as oligodendrocyte myelin glycoprotein b. Gene Ontology annotation, biological process: neuron projection regeneration. The transcript has 2 exons. Gene Ontology annotation, molecular function: protein binding. The coding region runs from base 276 to 1451 and encodes 391 amino acids. The record is from RefSeq and is a predicted model, not a curated record. NCBI's taxonomy places the organism in Eukaryota, Metazoa, Chordata, Actinopteri, Cypriniformes, Nemacheilidae.
AAGAGUAGGAAAUGGCUAGACGUAGACUCACACAACAGUAACUGCUGCCAGCGAGAGGACAGAGAGAGGGUGGGCAGGGAAGUGGAGCGAUAGAGAGAACGACAACAUACGUGAGACAGCAAAGAACGUGGACUCUACUGUCCCAUCAGUGUGGAGCAAAAUACAUGACAAAUACAAACGAAGACAUUGAAUAGCCUUUCCCUGCUUUGGAAAAAAGGGCGAACAGGGAGAAAGCGCUGGAGAAAGGUUGCGACGGACAGCGACAUGCCUUUGAAAUGAUGGAAAGGAUCAGAACAUCAAACAUCAUAUCUGCCUCCAUGCCGAUUAACCUCCUCCUGCUGCUUCUGCUGCUCGGGAUGCGCGUGCUGGCCAUUUGCCCACCCAUGUGCACCUGUAGCGGGGGUCACAGAGUAGUGGACUGCUCUGCUCGUGGCUUAAGUCUACUUCCUGACAGCCUGCAGCACAACAUCCAUUUCCUCAACCUGUCAAAUAACAGGCUCCAAAAUCUUGAUGGCCUCCUCAGCCAUUUUGACCACUUAAGAACACUGGACAUCUCUUAUAACCGCCUCCAGCACCUUCCGGCUGGCCUGCCAAGAGCUCUCUGGGACAUUCAUGCUUCGGGAAACUACAUCCGACAGAUGGAAAAGAACGACACGGCUUACCAUUGGAACCUUAAGUCACUGGACUUGUCAAAUAACCAGCUGGAGCGGGUGGUCUUGAUUAACAACACGCUAUCCAGUUUGCGAGCUCUCAAUUUCAGUCGUAACAAAUUCUGGACCGUCCCAACGAACCUGCCGCACAAUUUGGAGAUGGUGGACUUAUCUCAUAACUACUUGCUGCAGAUCUUAGCCGGCUCGCUGGACCGCCUGCAGAGACUCUCUAGAUUCUACCUGCAUGCUAAUCGUUUCACCUCAUUGGAUGAAGGCGUCUUCAGUCAGCUAGAGGGACUACAGCUCCUAACGCUUGGGGAUAACCCUUGGGCUUGCGAGGAUGAGGCGAACAUUAACCACCUAUUGACAUGGAUGCAACAGACCCAAGCAAAAAUCUUGGGAUGCCCCUGCUACACCAGGCCCACGUGUGGGCAGGUCCACUUGGCCACCAGGAGAACCUGGCUUUCGGCUGCCUAUACAGAGCCACCAUUGGGUGCCGAUGCCCACUACCCCGACCAGCCGGUAACUUCUGGAUAUCUGUCCAAAUCAUCUCAGCUGAACCACCCUCGUAAUCAGAACGAUGUUAAUGGUUCUGAGGCAGGAGAGCAAGCGUUGACCAUGGGCGGGGGGUUUCUCGCUUCGACCACGCACAGCUUCACCACCAAGACAAGCACAACGAUUCGAACGCGUAGUGCCAAGAAGGUCCUUCCAGCGCGUAGCACAAGUCACCGAAUCCACAGAUGUAACCCUAUUUUAAAUCUUUUAAGUACUGCAGUAAUUCUCAAUGCUUUGAGUCUGUAAAUCUAAAACUAGACUAAAAGAGCUGCAAGAAUCCAAAAAAGAUACUCACUUGUUUGGUUUUCUCAUUGAUCGGACUAUUGCUACCUUGCUGAGCAUUCUUCAAUGCAUACAAUCUCGGGCUGCUUAAAACAAACUUACUGCUUUCGACAGAUGUGACAAAGUACCGUAUGGCUACCCUGUUUACUGACAUCUUCUUGAAUGUAUAAGACUACAACAACUAUCAGUUUCUUGAUGUUGCAAAAAAGAAUGCACUUUUCAUUGAAAAAGAAUACAUUUAGCAAUGUUAUGCUUGAUCAUUGAAGAUUCUUCUUUGUUUAUACCGCAUAUUGAAGUAAAACACUACAGCGACACUCCAACGUUAAGAUGAGGUCUAUUAGGCUAAAGAGAAACCGCUU